This is a messenger RNA of Peronospora farinosa, 1263 nucleotides long. The record is from the annotation of a GenBank genome assembly. Lineage: Eukaryota; Oomycota; Peronosporomycetes; Peronosporales; Peronosporaceae.
AUGCUGACUAAACUAGUGGUUGCACUAGGCGCUGUCGCCGCGGCAAUGGCUGAAGCCAAGACAUUCUUUCACGAGACAUUCGAUGACGCUGAUUGGGAAAGUCGGUGGAUUGCAUCUACAUGGAAACCAGCAGCAGAAGUGGGCAAGUUUGAACAAGUCGUGGGCAAAUACUAUACGGACGAGAGUGACAAGGGCAUUCAAACGAGUGAGGACGCCCGUUUCUACGCACUCUCGGCCAAGUUUGACACGCCAUUGAACAAUAAGAACAAGAAUUUGUACCUGUCUUAUCUGGUACAACACGAACAGAAACUAGACUGUGGUGGUGCGUACAUUAAAUUAUUGCCUGCUGACUUGGACCAAGCGACUUUUGGUGGCGAGUCGCCAUAUUCGAUCAUGUUUGGACCGGACAUUUGUGGCAGUACAAGAAAGACACAUGCAAUUUUGAACUAUGCACGUCCAGGAAAAGACGCUGUGAACAUGGACCAUGAAGAAGACAUUCGUGCAGAAUCUGACUCGGAUGCACAUGUGUAUUCGUUCAUAUUGAAGCAAGAUAAUACGUACGAAGUAAAGAUUGAUGGCAAGAAUAUUAAGAGUGGUGAAUUGGCCAAGAACUGGCCAUUUCAGCCGUCGAAACAGAUCAAGGACCCGGAACAAUCGAAACCGGAAGAUUGGGUGGAUCUGAAGCAGAUCCCGGACCCAGAAGACAAGAAACCGGAAGAUUAUGAUAAUAUUCCCAAGACAAUUCCUGACCCAGAUGCUGAGAAGCCUGAAGACUGGGAUGAUGAAGAUGAUGGAGAGUGGGAACCUGCGAUGAUUGAGAACCCUGAGUACAAGGGAGAGUGGAAGCCCAAGAUGAUUGAGAAUCCGGAGUAUAAGGGUGAAUGGGAGCAUCCACUUGUGGACAAUCCGGACUACUUUGAAGACGAUUCGCUUUACAAUGUAGCGAAGAAUGUCGGUGCUAUUGGCUUUGAGCUGUGGCAGGUCAAGAGCGGCACUUUGUUUGACGAUAUUCUUGUGACAGACAAUGAAGAGGAGUUUAAUGUUCACGAGGAAGCAGUGUUGGAAAAGAUGGAAGCGAUACAGAAGAAAAAGAAGGAGAUUCAGGAUGAGGAGAAGGCAAAGAAAGAGGCUGAGGCCAAGGAGGCAGAGGAAGCUGCAAAGAAAGAGGAAGGGGAUGAGGAAGAGACGGAUGAAAGCGAGGAGAACAAGGAAGAAGUUGGUGAAGAUGCGGAGAAGGAUGAGCUGGAGAAGGAUGAGCUGUAG